Molecule: messenger RNA, 1261 nt
Organism: Cuscuta europaea
Lineage: Eukaryota; Viridiplantae; Streptophyta; Magnoliopsida; Solanales; Convolvulaceae
Source: the annotation of a GenBank genome assembly
CUGCGAACGUAGACAGCUGCAUGGACCUGCGUUUCUGGUGCUAAGAAGAAAGGGCUGUUACUUAUUUCACUCGCUGCAACUCAUGAUUGGCACUUACAUCAGUUGGACAUUAAAAAUGCAUUCUUGCAUGGUGACCUUCAGGAAGAAGUUUACAUCGAGCAACCUCCGGAGUUUGUUGCUCAGGGGGAGUAUGGUAAAGUUUGUCGACUUCGAAAAUCUCUUUAUGGUCUGAAAUAGAGUCCUCGUGCAUGGUUUGGGAAGUUCAGUCGGUCAAUUGAACAGUUUGGAAUGAUCAAAGGCAAAUCAGAUCACUCUCCUUUACAGACGAACGAAAACAGGGAAGUUGGGAUCAAAGCCGAGCAAUACUCCCAUGGUUCCCAAUGUGCAACUCACUCAAGAAGGCAUGUCAUUUGAAGACCCAGAAAGAUAUAGACGAUUGGUUGGAAAGCUUAAUUAUCUCGCAGUCACUCGUCCAGAUAUUGCUUACUCUGUGAGUGUAGUGAGUCAAUACAUGUCAUCACCGACCAUUGAUCAUUGGGCUGCUGUAGAACACAUAUUAUGUUACUUAAAGGGAGCACCAGGACCAGGUAUUGUUUAUCAAAACCAUGAUCACAUGAGAAUAGAAUGCUUUGCAGAUGCUGAUUGGAUUGGUUCUAAAGAUGAUCGAAGAUCUACAUCUGGCUAUUGUGUCUUUGUUGGUGGUAAUCUUGUAUCCUGGAAGAGUAAGAAUCAGAAUGUGGUUUCUCAUUCUAGUGCUGAAUCAGAAUAUCGAGCUAUGGCACAAUCCGCAUGUGAGAUAAUAUGGAUACACCAUUUAUUGAAUGAAAUUGGAUUGAAGACACCAAUGCCUGCUCAGUUGUGAUGCGAUAACCAAGCUGCUAUACACAUAGCAAACAACCCCGUAUUUCAUGAGAGAACAAAGCAUAUUGAGGUUGAUUGCCAUUUUAUUCGAGAGAAGAUACAAAAAGGAUUAAUCUCUACCGGAUAUGUGAAGACUGUAGAACAACUUGGAGAUUUAUUCAUUAAAGCUCUAAAUGGGAUUCGAGUUGAUUACUUACGUAACAAGUUGUGCAUGAUAAAUAUCUAUGCUCCAACUUGAGGGGGAGUGUGAAAGUAUUAUUGUAUCUACGAAUAUGCAUUAUGAAUAUGCUCUAGAAUAUGCUUUAGGAAUAUACUCUAGACAUUAUCAUUGUAUAGCAUCUUAUAUAGGAAUAUUCCAUCUUUGUAAUAUAUAUAUCCCCAUUAACCCUCUAAUGAAAUA